AUGGAUCUUAGUGAAGAAGCGAAGUUAAUCAGUUUUUGUGAGAAAUUGGCUUCGCCAUUGGCUGAUUUCUGUAAAAGGCACGAAACAAAGACGGCAUACAUACCUUCGAUUUGUUGUUUUGUAAAAAGCUUUCUGAUGGCAUUUAAUCAGUCAAUUUUACCACUGACCGUUGCUUGGAAUGGAAAACGGUUUGCUGAGUCGAAAUCUGCUCGUAUGGCGGCUCGUCGAAGUAUUUUCCGAGCGUCAACAAUUAUGCUAAAUACUGAGUGGAAAAUUCUUGAAAGUCAAAAUAAUGAAAUCUGCCGUGAAAUUAAUCGAUGUCGCGCCGAUUUACAAAAAUAUGAUGAUAAGUUACAAGUACUGGAUAAUAUGACACAUUUAGCAACUCAAUCAUUAGAAGUUUACUUUCAAGCACGUAUGGAAAAUCUACGUACAUUUGUUACUGAACAAUGUCGCAUCAUAUCUGAUGGUAUACAAGAAGAAGCUGACCAUUGGAAAGAGAUUCAUGCUAUGCUACAACAGAAAUUGGUCGUACCAGGCGACUUACGUUCAUAUGGUGGUGGUAAUGGAUUACCACGAGCUGUCAAACAGAGCCCCAAUUUUAGUCGAAUUGCUGAAGAGGAUGAAGAGGAAGAUCAAGAAGAGAACGAGGACGAGACAACAGACAUGGACAAGACGAAGAAUAGAACUACUUUACGAAAAUCGCGAACGUUCACACCAUUGAUCACUCAAUCAUUAAAAAAAGCUCGUUUGCUCGCGUCUAAAUUAUCUCAGGAUACAUCCAUGAUUCUUCCACCUCAGCUGAGUGUAUCAACUGCUGUUCACGAAGAAACAAUCAACGAAGAACCACCACCAGCAUCUGCCAUGAUUCCUGAAGCUCAUGUAACAUUACCCGAUGUAUCUGUUAUCGAAAAAGCCGCUGAAAUGAAUCAUGAAAUUCCCAAUUCAGAGCUAUCUGUUUCCCUUUUACCAUGUUUACCGACAGCAAUUCUCGACGAAGAGAAUGGCUCAGAGGAUGAAGAGAAACCCUAUAGCAACAAAUCGAUUGCAUCUACAAUAUCGGACAAAACAUUUGUGAAAACUUCUCUUAAACCAUUUUCGUCGGAUGAAGAAAGCGACGAUGAAGACGACGAAGACACUAUUAUCGAAAGCAGUCUCAUUGCUGACAAUACGGAAAAUGCACGUCCUUUGCUGUUAACUGCAGAUCGAUCGAUCCGUAGACCAGCACAUCCUCCAUCGUUGCCACCGGUACGUGAAGAAGAUCACGGCUUAAUACAUCCACCAAUAAUCAAACAGGAAAAAGUCAGCUUCCGCGAGCCAUUGCCUGUCGAUCCGAAUGUUUCCAAUCGAACAUUGUUGUUGAAUAAAACUACAUUCGACGCAGAAGAAUCUGAUUUCAUUCGUCCGACUAUUGACGAGAACUGCAAUAUUUCGAAAUUGCCAACCAUACCGUCUGCCGAUUCAAAUGAAGUAGAAAACGAAAAAGACGAUACGGUACAAGAACCACAAGGAAAACUGGCGGAUGUUGAAAUUCCAAUAACUGAAGCAAAAACAUGUGCAAGUCCAGUACUCGAACCGAUGCCCGCUUCAGUACCACCUGUUGAAAACAAUACCAAACGAAGAACAACUCGAAGAACUACGACUCGUCUCUUACGAGAAAAUCAAAAUGAUAAUCUACCGGCUCAGGCACCUGCUGAACUGCCUAAAACACGCUAUGCUACACGUUAUUCGACACGAUUGGCAUCAUCGGCCAGCAACGAAGAAGUGAUAAUAACACGAAGAUCGACCAUGCAUCGUCGAACAACACGUUUUACUUCGGAAUAA
Messenger RNA from Adineta ricciae, 1824 nucleotides. The record is from the annotation of a GenBank genome assembly. NCBI's taxonomy places the organism in Eukaryota, Metazoa, Rotifera, Eurotatoria, Adinetida, Adinetidae.